AACUAACACGUCACUAUAUACAAGUAUUAUUCCAUACCGUGACUUUAUGAAAUAGUAAAUAAGCUGACACGAAAACUUAACUUAUCUUUGAUAAACCUAAUGUAUAAAUGCCCGUGUACUCUGGUCAUCCGAUCACAUCUAACUAGCCAUCUAACGAGAGUUUGCUCACCGAACGCAAGUCGACAAUAAACCCGACAUCACCAUGAUGAAGCUUUUGCUCCACUCCCUCAUCUUAGGCCAGGUUGGUCUGAUAUCCCUGAUGGCAGUCUCUACCAACGCCAGACGAUGCGAGGACAUCCGUGUCGAGGGGACCAACCCGUGGGUUACCAUACCCGGUGUAAGCAGAUUCUGCUAUUCUUAUGGCAGUACACCUUCCACUUGGGAGGAGGCCAAUCAGCUCUGUAAGAGUCUUAGUAGUCCGGGUAAUGAAGAAGGUGAUCUGACAUCACUGGACAAUAACGAAGAAGCAUCUGCCAUAUUCAACUAUUGGAGCAGUGCGGGAACCAAUCUAGAAUCGGGCUAUUGGAUUGGUCUAAAUCGAGGCGACAUCACCGGACAAACUGGGAGGUGGACAGACUACUCAAGGGUGAGGAACAAUCGCCAAGACUGGCAAGAAGGAGAGCCAUCCGACAACUGUGCGUAUGUGGCCAAUGAGGGCGCUACUGACGAAGAAAAGAUGAAAUGGAAGACCGCAUCUUGUACUACAGUAACUAAACCUUUCAUCUGCGAGAGGAAGAACUACUAUUAGAUUGAGUUGAUAUUGAAUAGUAUCGAUGAAAACGAAAUAAUAAAAUAGAAUUCUGUACGAUAAUGGGACAAAGCAAAGAUAUCUUUCAAUAAACUGUGACUGCAAUUCUUGUAGGGAAAUAUCACAAACUGACAAGUCCAAUUAUUCUCCACAGUCAGAAAUUACUUUGGCAUAUUUUUGUUUCAUCACAGCAAACAAUACUCCUGAUUAUCCAGGCGUGAUGAUAAUUAUACAAGGCCUAUGUACAAAGGGUAUCACAUUAUUUGGGAGAAGUUGCUCUUCUUAGCUGUGUAAACUGGUUGUGUGUUCAUGUAUAUUUCGCUCAUUAAGUCAGAAAUUUCGAGGAGUAAUUUUACUCUCAUCCUUUCGGUAUAAAACCCAUUACAAUUCUAAGGAUUUCAUUCUGACAUUUACUUUUCUGUAGACGGAAAUAUGGCUAUAUUCAGUUCAAUCAUUUUAACCCACAUAAGUUACAGUUUCAGAUAGGAUAGGGGGCUUUACACGCU
Lytechinus variegatus (green sea urchin) is the source of this 1254-nucleotide messenger RNA. RefSeq names its product C-type mannose receptor 2-like. Lineage: Eukaryota; Metazoa; Echinodermata; Echinoidea; Temnopleuroida; Toxopneustidae. Gene Ontology annotation, molecular function: signaling receptor activity. Bases 203 to 748 code for a protein of 181 amino acids. The transcript has 2 exons. The record is from RefSeq and is a predicted model, not a curated record.